Molecule: messenger RNA, 1128 nt
Organism: Nymphalis io (European peacock)
Lineage: Eukaryota; Metazoa; Arthropoda; Insecta; Lepidoptera; Nymphalidae
Exons: 5
Coding region: 1-1128 (375 amino acids)
Source: RefSeq, a predicted model, not a curated record
AUGUCUACGGUGCGGCACCAGCCACCAUAUAACGGCACGAAGUCGCUGCAGGGAGACGGCGCGGCUUUGUGCCGCAGCACGGGGCUGUACGAAACAGUCCUCUCCCUCUCGGACUCGAAAAAUAGGCACAGGGUCAACCUGGAGAAGGAGCGCUCCCGUCAUGCACAAGAAUUGGUGCGAGUCGAGAGGGCCCACAUAGCAGACCUCCAGGAGACCAGAAGAACAGUGGUCAAACAAUUAGACCUAGCUCGCAAUGACAUCAGCGGGACUCUAAAGGAGGCUCAGGCGGUCCGCAACUGGCUCGGCUAUGAGACCGGAGAACCCUUUAGAGCAAUAUACGAAGUCCGAGAGGCCCAAAAAAGGAUGGAGGUCAAGAUAAAGACCACAACCCACACCACGUCCGAACUAGAAACGGACAAGGAAAAAUGGGAGAGGAUGGAAGCAGGGAUCACAGGGCUGCAGUCACAUAUAAUCAGCCUUGGCAAUCAGCUGGACACCCUCAUCGACGACCUCAAAAAGACAAUGUCACAAAAACUGGACAUCAUGUCCUCUGAGGUACAUGCGCUGAGGGACGCUAAGUCCAAGGCCACCUCACCUCCAAGACCGUCCUUAGGUACAGAACUGGCGGUCCAGGAGGUGAAAGAGACCCUUAAUUCAAUAAAAAAGGGAGCAAAGGAGCUCAGUAAGGGAGAAAAACCCUCAAUGAGCCCACUUACAUUCGCACAGACAGCGGUGAAACCAAAAGCUCCUCAGCCCUCUAACCACACCCUGAUCAUCUCCUCCAAAGAUCCAGGAGAGACGAGUGAAAUUGUCAUCACAAAGAUCAGGACCACCCUGGAUCUAAAAAUUACCGGGGCGAGAGUGGACAGCGUCCGAAAGGCCAGGGACCAAAAGGUGUUGUCCCCGGAGGCGUGGAAACGAUUCACGCAAGCGGGAAAAAUAUACGUGGGUUUCGGCAGAUGCUCUGUGGAGGACCAGCCCCCCCUCAUCCAAUGCGCCAAGUGCCUGGGAUACGGGCACACUAAGCAACUAUGCAGGGCGAAAGGUGACACCUGCAGCUACUGCAGUGGCGACCAUACGGGAAAGGACUGCCCCACUAAGAGGAAAGCCGAGCUCCCCGCUGCGUGA